GGAGAGGGACAGAGGCACAGAGGACUUCUCACACGGACAGAGAGCAAGCAGGCAUGAAGCUCGCCCUCAUCCCUCACCUGCUCUCGCCCAUCAUGUUCCUGACAGGUCUGUGCUCCCCCUUUAAUCUGGAUGUGCAUCGCCCACGCCUAUUCCCAGGGCCACCCGAGGCUGAAUUUGGAUAUAGUGUCUUACAACAUGUCGGGGGUGGACGUCGAUGGAUGCUGGUGGGUGCCCCCUGGGAUGGGCCUUCAGGUGACAGAAGAGGGGACGUUUAUCGCUGCCCUGUAGGGGGUUCCCACAGUGCUCCGUGUGCCAAAGGCCACUUGGGUGACUAUCCACUGGGAAAUUCAUCUCAUCCUGCUGUGAAUAUGCACCUGGGAAUGUCUCUACUAGAGACAGAUAAUGAUGGGGGAUUCAUGGCUUGUGCCCCUCUCUGGUCUCGUGCUUGUGGCUCAUCUGUCUUCAGUUCUGGGAUAUGUGCCCAUGUAGAUGCUUCAUUCCGGCCCCAGGGAAGCCUGGCACCCACUGCACAACGCUGUUCCACCUACAUGGAUGUUGUCAUCGUCUUGGAUGGCUCCAAUAGCAUCUACCCUUGGUCUGAAGUUCAGACUUUCCUACGAAGACUGGUAGGGAGACUGUUCAUUGACCCAGAGCAGAUACAGGUGGGACUGGUACAGUAUGGGGAGAGCCCUGUGCAUGAGUGGUCCCUGGGAGAUUUCCGAACAAAGGAAGAAGUGGUGAGGGCUGCGAGGAACCUGAGUCGGCGAGAGGGACGAGAAACAAAGACUGCCCAAGCAAUCCUGGUGGCCUGCACAGAAGGAUUCAGUCCGUCCCAUGGGGGCCGACCAGAGGCUGCCAGGCUGCUGGUGGUUGUCACUGACGGAGAAUCGCACGAUGGAGAGGAGCUUCCAGCAGCACUCAAGGCCUGUGAGGCUGGAAGAGUGACCCGCUAUGGAAUCGCGGUCCUUGGCCACUACCUCCGGAGGCAGCGAGACCCCACCUCUUUCCUGCGGGAAAUCAGGACGAUUGCCAGUGAUCCAGAUGAGAGAUUCUUCUUCAAUGUCACAGAUGAAGCUGCGCUGACUGACAUUGUGGAUGCCCUAGGAGACCGGAUCUUUGGCCUUGAGGGGUCCCAUGGAGAAAAUGAAAGCUCUUUUGGGCUGGAAAUGUCUCAGAUUGGUUUCUCUACUCAUCGACUAAAGGAUGGGAUUCUCUUUGGAAUGGUGGGGGCCUAUGACUGGGGGGGCUCCGUGUUAUGGCUUGAAGAAGGUCACCACCUUUUCCCCCCACGGACAGCCUUGGAAGACGAGUUCCCCCCUGCUUUGCAGAACCACGCAGCCUACUUGGGUUACUCUGUUUCCUCCAUGCUUUUGCGGGGUGGACGCCGCCUCUUUCUCUCAGGGGCUCCUCGGUUUAGACAUAGAGGAAAGGUCAUCGCCUUCCAGCUUAAGAAAGAUGGGGCUGUGAGGGUUGCCCAGAGCCUCCAGGGGGAGCAGGUAGGGUGUGCAAGGGAGGGUGGGACCUUGGAUCCUGAGGGACCUCCAGGCUGUGGGGGAGGAAAGGGAAGAGCCAAGAGAGGAGCCUGGAAAGUCUUUGCUGAAUUCUGGCUGGCGGAGUCCGUCAGGGGUGUGAGGACCAGACCGGCAGGCUGGUGGGUACUUCGCACUUGUCCACGAUCACCUUGUCUUUUCUUUGGGGUCCCACUCCCCACCACUCCCCAGAUUGGCUCCUACUUUGGCAGUGAGCUCUGCCCAUUGGAUACGGAUGGGGACGGAAUAACGGAUGUCUUACUUGUGGCCGCCCCCAUGUUCCUGGGGCCCCAGAACAAGGAGACAGGGCGGGUUUAUGUGUAUCUGGUGGGCCAGCAGUCCUUGCUGACACUCCAGGGAACACUUCAGCCGGAACCCCCCCAGGAUGCUCGGUUUGGCUUUGCCAUGGGUGCCCUUCCUGAUCUGAACCAAGAUGGUUUUGCUGAUGUGGCCGUGGGGGCACCCCUGGAGGAUGGGCACCACGGAGCGCUGUACCUGUAUCAUGGCACCCGGAGCGGGCUCAGGCCCUGGCCCGCCCAGAGAAUUGCUGCCAUCUCCAUGCCACAGGCCCUCAGCUACUUUGGCCGGAGUGUGGAUGGCCGGCUGGAUCUGGAUGGAGAUGACCUGGUAGAUGUGGCUGUGGGUGCCCAGGGGGCAGCCGUCCUGCUCAGCUCCCGGCCCAUUGUCCACCUGGCCCCCUCACUGGAGGUGACCCCGCCAGCCAUCAGUGUGGUUCAGAGGGACUGCAGCCGGCGAGGCCAGGAGGCAGCCUGCCUAUCUGCCACCCUUUGCUUCCAAGUGACCUCGCGCACCCCUGGCCGCUGGGAUCGCCGAUUCUAUUUGCGGUUUACAGCAUCCUUGGAUGAGUGGACGGCGGGGGCACGUGCUGCAUUUGAUGGCUCUGGCCAGAGGCUGUCCCCUCGGAGGCUCCGGCUCAGCGCCGGGAACGUCACUUGCGAGGCACUACGCUUCCAUGUGCUGGAUACCUCAGAUUACCUCCGGCCCCUGGCCUUGACUGUGACCUUUGCAUUGGACAACACCACGAAGCCAGGGCCUGUGCUGGAUGAGGGCUCACCCACCUCCAUACAAAAGCUGGUCCCCUUCUCGAAGGAUUGUGGCCCUGACAAUGAAUGUGUCACAGACCUGGUGCUUCGAGCUAAUAUGGACAUCAAAGGCUCCAGGAAGGACCCGUUCGUGGUUCGAGGAGGUCGGCAGAAAGUGUUGGUGUCAGCAACUCUGGAGAACAGGAAGGAAAAUGCCUACAACACUAGCCUGAGUCUCAGCUUCUCUAGAAACCUCCACCUGGCCAGUUUCACGGCUCAGAGGGACAGCCCAGUGAAGGUGGAAUGCACCGCCCCUUCCCCUCAUGGCCGGCUCUGCAGUGUGGGGCACCCUGUCUUUCGGACCGGAGCCCAGGUGACCUUCCUGCUGGAGUUUGAGUUUAGCUGCUCUUCCCUCCUGAGCCAGGUCCUUGUGAGGCUCACUGCCACCAGCAAUAGCCUGGAGAGAAAUGGGACCCUUCAAGAUAACACAGCCCAGACCUCAGCCUACAUUCAAUAUGAGCCCCACCUCCUAUUCUCCAGUGAGUCCACUCUGCACCGCUAUGAGGUCCACCCAUACGGGACCCUCCCAGUGGGUCCCGAAUUCAAAACCACUCUUAGGGUUCAGAACCUUGGCUGCUAUGUGGUCAAUGGCCUCAUCAUCUCGGCCCUCCUUCCAGCUGUAGCCCAUGGGGGCAAUUACUUCCUGUCAUUGUCUCAAGUUAUCACUGACAAUGCAAGCUGCGCAGUAGAGAACCUGACCAAGCCCCCAAGGCGCCCUGUGCACCCAGAGGAGUUUCAGCACACAAACAGACUGAACGGGAGUAACACUCGGUGUCAGGUUGUGAGGUGUCAUCUUGGGCGACUGGCAAAGGGGACCGAGGUCUCUGUCGGACUACUGAGGCUGCUUCACAAUGAAUUUUUCCGGAGGGCCAAAUUCAAGUCUCUGACAGUGGUCAGCACCUUUGAGCUGGGAGCUAAGGAGGGCAGUGUCCUACAGCUGACAGAAGCCUCUCGUUGGAGUGAGAGCCUGCUGGAGGUGAUUCAGACCCGCCCGGUCCUCAUCUCCCUGUGGAUUCUCACCGGCAGCGUCCUGGGAGGGCUGCUCCUACUCGCUCUCCUUGUCUUCUGUCUUUGGAAGCUUGACUUCUUUGCCCGAAAGAAAAUCCCCGAGGAAGAAAAAAGAGAAGAGAAAUAGGAGCAAUGAAUGUAGAAUUAAGCCCUAGAAAGUCCUCUUGGCAGCUUCUCCAAAAGACUUGCGUAAGAGUCGUGGUCUGAGGGCUCAGAUGGACAAGCAGAGCCUCUGGACUGUCUCCCCAGACCGGCAGCCUGACUUGACUUUUGCGUCAUGAGCAUGCUGCUGGCAAGAGAUGAGGCCUUACCUCAGACGAGAAGGGCUGGCGCCCAAACCGGAAACACUCUCCCCCUGUGCUUCCCUCCUCAUGAUCCUGCUGCCACAGCCAACACUGGCGCCUUGGUUGGGGGCCCCCUUUUUCCUUAUCCCCAGGAAUCAAGAAUUUUUUGCCUAGGUUCCCUGACUCCUUUUAGAUUCCCCCCGACAUCCUCCCUCAAAUUUGGAAAGGAUGAAGGCGAGCUUCCUCCAUUCCCUGCCUCUCACCUUCCUGCCUGCUCCCCACUCCACAGAAGGGAGCUGAUGUUGGCUUCGAAAAGUAAAGUCAACAUCUGCUUCUUUCCUGUGGAGUCCGGUGAUUCAGAGAGCCGGCUGGGGAGAGUCAACAGGAAACAAGGAGGGAGGAAGAAAAGCCACAAGAGACAUUCUGUACAAUUCCAAGGAACAGAGAAGCCUUUAGACGGGCAACUGCCAUCCCCCUGAAACCUGAGACUUCGUGGUGCGCUAGCCCGCCCUCAGGUGCCUGGGAAACCGAGCUGCCCCAGGCCUAGCGCCUUCCCUGGGAGCGAAGCCAGGGCCGGGUGCCUGAUGCUCCGGAGCCAGGGGCCCCCAGGUGGCUAGAGCUGGGAUAGCAGAGAAGGGUGCCAGUGUUUCGGUCUUGGCCAGUGGAGAGAGUUGGGUACCCUGGGCGGUGUUUUCUCCUCUCUCGGGCCUCACACACUCAUGAGCCCUCCUUGGGGCUAUUGUAGAAACUAGAGAGAAGGGAGAUGAUUUCUUCUUGACGGUGGGAAACCCCUUCACCGGCUUUGGGAAGCAGCAGCUCCGUAGGGUCUAAACUAGUUAGGUCUGCCUUGACGAAGAAGCCAAAGUGGGUGGCAGGAGGUCCCUGGGGAGCAAGCCCUUACUUGCUUAGCAUUGGUUGUGUGGCACAAAAAGCUCCUGGCAAAAUGUUUCUGGGGCAACUGCAGUUAUUCCUGGUAGGGUGGAAUCAGUUUGCCAGCCCUUGCCUGAUAUUUACUGGAAAGUUCCAAUUUCUAUCUCUGGGUCACCUCACCACCUCUCCUCCCAUUUUGUGGUCCUCGCCAGUAGGAGAACGAAUUACCUUCUCACCAAUGACCAGGUAACUUAUAUUUCUUUGUAAUCAAGCCUUUGGAUACCAAAGUCCGUUAUUGGUCUCCAAGGUGUGGCUCUGACGGCCAUUUGAAGAAUCCGCACCUCUUUCGUGCUGAGAAGAGAGGAGACCUGACCGGGCAGUUGACCAGCAGCCACAGAACUUGUUCUUGAGGCCUGACCACAAUGUUUAUCUUGACUUGUCUCUGGUCUUUUGCACAGAACAUUGUCUCUGUUUCCUAGCAGGGUGGACAGGAUAUCAGAUGGUCAGCACAAAUAAAGUUCAGUGUCAAAUGACUUCUGGCUCUCUUUGAGUUCCCUAGGAUAUGGACCACUCAGGAAUGGUGAGCGGGAGAUUCUUGGACCACCUGAGACCUCUACAGUUGAGUUCCUGGAAGGCAAAGUUAUAAGAUAUUCGAAAUGUUUUCCGUGACUCUCCCACUGGAGACGUCUUCUAGCUUCCUGCAAUCCUCACCUACUUAAGUGACUACAGAGUAUAAACCGUGUAGGUUUGGAAAGCGCAUUAAGCCUAGAUUGAAACCCCAGGUCUGCCAUGUAUUAGCUGUGUGGCCUUGGGCAAGUCAUAACUACCCUGAGCCUGAGAUAACAGUAAGAGGCUGUGUGGUACAGUGGUUAAGAAUGAAGACAGACUUGGGUUUAAAUCUCAGCUAUACCACUUUUGACCUUGCGCAGAUUUAAUUUCUUUAAGUCUUGGCUUUCUUGUCUUUAAACUUACUAGGGUUGUGAGGACCAAUGAGAUAAUUCAAGUAAAGUGAUACUCAAUAAAGGUUAACUAUUGUUAUAAAAAUAUUUUGUCAUAAAAUAAUCGAUCUUCGUGGAGCACUGGGUGUUAUGCGCAAACAAUGAAUCAUGGAACACUGCAUCAAAAACUAAUG
Molecule: messenger RNA, 5926 nt
Organism: Zalophus californianus (California sea lion)
Lineage: Eukaryota; Metazoa; Chordata; Mammalia; Carnivora; Otariidae
Gene: ITGA10
Product: integrin subunit alpha 10
Exons: 29
Coding region: 54-3767 (1237 amino acids)
Biological process (GO): cell-matrix adhesion; cell adhesion mediated by integrin; integrin-mediated signaling pathway
Cellular component (GO): integrin complex; external side of plasma membrane
Molecular function (GO): integrin binding
Source: RefSeq, a predicted model, not a curated record